Arabidopsis arenosa is the source of this 698-nucleotide messenger RNA. Lineage: Eukaryota; Viridiplantae; Streptophyta; Magnoliopsida; Brassicales; Brassicaceae. The record is from the annotation of a GenBank genome assembly.
AACACACACAAAAAAAAAAAAAAAAAAGGAAUCGGACAAAUAACACCAGAGUAGAACCAGAAACCCUCAGAUUGAAAUUGGUAUUGGCCGGUGGAGAAUGGGAGCACAAACAAACGUAGUUGCAGAGAAAGUUGAGGACUUGCUCGAUGCUGCUAGAUACAAUGAUAUUGAUGAUCUCAGAACCUUGGCCUCUGAUGGUGUCUCUCUUGACUCUCGUGAUUCACAAGGCCGAACAGCCCUCCAUAUGGCCGCGGCGAAUGGACAUAUGACUAUAGUGGAGUAUCUUAUCAGUCAAGGAGUGGAUAUUAAUGCUCUUAACGAUGAGAACAAUUCUCCUCUACAUUGGGCAUGCUUAAAUGGCCGUGUUGAGGUGGUGAAGAGAUUGAUCUUGGCUGGAGCAAGUCUAAGUCUUUUGAAUCGGUACGAGAGGACUCCAAUGGAUGAAGCCAUUGGUGCGGAGAAGAUGGAGAUUAUAGAUGCUAUUAACACAACUGUUGCACAAAUGGAACUUGAAAAUACCAGUGUGACAUGACUUUUCAGACAUCUUCAUCCUCAGCAUCCUAAAUGUUCCCUUUCUCUAUCUCUGUCUCUCUGUCUAUCUGAUUUACAAAUGAGGUUUUGCUGUAUUGUGGGAUUGUCGGUUUGUUACCUAUGCUAGUAGUUGUUAGAACUGGGAUCAAUAGAAUUCAAAAAAUUUG